Argiope bruennichi is the source of this 5177-nucleotide messenger RNA. RefSeq lists its product as uncharacterized. The coding region runs from base 71 to 4831 and encodes 1586 amino acids. The transcript has 16 exons. The record is from RefSeq and is a predicted model, not a curated record. Lineage: Eukaryota; Metazoa; Arthropoda; Arachnida; Araneae; Araneidae.
UUGCUUAGACACGGAAGCUUGCUCGAAGAAGUGUUGGUUUCUUGUUAUUAGGCUACCUUCUAUCGGAGGGAUGUGUCCCCUCGCCAAGAUGCUGCUCAUAAUUCUCACACUCAUCGGAUCAGGUUUAGCAACUUCCAAUACUUACUAUGGCACAGAAAUUGGAAAAUUUGCCACACAUUUUCAUGAUGUAGCGGGAGAUGUGUAUGCAGUAAAUGAAAAAACUUUAUUCAUAAAGAAUUUUAAUUAUGAUGGAAAAGGUGCAGACGCUGUCUUUUGGGUUGGACUUACUUCAACGCCGGACAACACUGGAUUUGUCAUUCAUCCUAAUCGAGAUUCUAAUGAAAUUCUCAAACCUCAUCUCAACCAAGACGUUAUCCUGCAUUUGCCAGAAGGAAUUAAAAUAACUGAUCUUCGGUGGCUUUCCGUUUGGAGUAGAAAAUUUUCGAUCAGUUUUGGAACAGUUAUUUUCCCCCCUCUACUAAUCAUUCCUCAACCAGCCAUCAUUGGCUCUUUAAACAGCACAAGACAAGGAGUUUCUUCUGGCACGAUUCUUGUUCUCGAUUCUCAGACAUUUUUAAUCUCUGACUUUAGUUAUGAUGGUUCUGGAACAGACGUACACUGGUGGGUGUCAAAAAGCGCCACACCGGAUUCAGAUGCUUUACAACUUCAAGACGAAGAUGGAAAUAAUGCAUCUCUCCAAGAGCGCAAAAAUAAGACUGUGAUCAUUACUUUGCCAGAUAGACAUUCUGUGAUGGAUUACGCUUUUCUGAUCCUUUGGAACAACGACGAAAAGGAAAAUUAUGGUUUUGUUGAAAUACCAAGAGAUUUGAAUGUUCCACCAUCGCUUCGUACUCUUGAAGUAGAAACAGAAGCUGAAACGAACAAGAUUAAUUGUGAGAUGCUGAAUGAUAAUUUAGGACUUGAAAUUCGAUGGCUUAUAAGCGGAAAUGACAUCAUAAUUCAUCUGGUCGGAAAUCUAGAAGAACGUGAAUACAUUAUGUUCGGUUUAAGCAAAGACGAUACUGAAACAAGAUUCGAUUCAGCUGACGCAGCAGUUGCAUGGAUUGACAAGGAUGGAAAAGGCCAUGUUGUCGAUUAUUAUUUGGAAAAUACAGAAACAUGCGUGGAUGGCCAUGGAAUGUGCCCAGAUGACGUCCACGAAGGGUUCAGUAACAAUCUUCUCUUCUUAAAUGCCACCCAGUUCAACAAAACCUCGAUGAUAACUUUCAAAAGACCCUUGAAAGCAGAGGACAAAAUAUAUGAUCAAAAUAUUUAUACUGAUGGGCCACAAGCUGUCUUAUGGGCUGUAGGUCCAAUUGAAGAAGGAAAUUUACCUGGAACACCAAAACUGCACACUAGAGGUAACCUUCUUCUUGACUUUGGGCGUGACCCAAAUUGGAAUUGCCCACUGUUAAACGAUGAAGGCCCUACAAAAGUUGCAGUAGAACAACAUCAGUUUGAGAUUCACUGUCCAAGUGAUCAUACGUUUAGAGCUCAAAUGGGCCCUCAUACUAGUAAAAACUUCACUUAUAUAUGGUACAUCAAUGGCUUGCCUACACCCGAAUUAACUGUUCAAAGAGGUCAAGAAUACACUUUCAUUGUGGAAGGAGGAAUGGGCCCUUCGAUAAGAAAUCCACUCUACAUCACAAAUAGCAGUGAAGGAGGAAUUUAUCAAAACCUUUUGGAGGGCACAGACUCUUAUGAAAAUGCUUUUGCUGGCGUGCACCAUGAUGUUAUAAAUGGAUUGUACUUUCCUACCUCUGAAGGAAGACUUUGUUUGUGGAGUGUAUCGGAUCAAGACCCAGAACAUUCGGUGACGACGUCAUUUGCCGAUUCCAUUUCAGCAUUAAUGCUUUCGUGUGAACCUGGAAAUUAUGCAAAACUUGUAUGGACGCCUGAUGCAGAUACUCCGAAUACAGUAUACUAUCAGAGCUUUACAGAGAAGCAUCUGGGAGGAAAGAUUCGAGUACUGAAUUUUUGUGAAGAAACUACUUUAGAUUCGUAUUUGAAAGAAGUGAAAAACACUUCUUCCAAUCUUAAUGAAAGGUCUCGUAUUAAAGGAAAUCAAUUAAAACCAGAAUUGGAAAGAGAAUGGAACUUCGAAAGAACAAAGCAUUCUUCAGAUUUAGAGAACAGUAGUGAAUUAAUCGAAAAGGAAAGUGAACCAGAUUUAGAGGAAAAAGAAGUAGACGAGCAAUAUAGAAAUAUUAUAAAUAAAAUUCCAGAUAGUGACGAAAGCCUUUUAGGAAUAAAGAAUCAACGAAGUGCAACUAUUAUUGGCGAUCAAGCGAAUGAUGAUAAUCGUAACAUUUUUGAUACUGUUCAAAUAAAUAAUAAUUCAUCAGAAGAAACAGAAACUUUGGAUUCCUCUCGGACGAAAGAACCUUUACAACUGGAAAUUUCGCAGCCUCUUUCAUCAGACUCUCUUCAUCCACAUGAUGAAUCAGAAAGAUCAGAUAAAAAUAUUCACCAUCACCAAAACACGGAAGCGAAAACUACAGUUAGACAUAAUAAAAUUCCAGUAGGAGACUACAGUUCCCAAGAGAAACCAGUAAUGAAACAGCAAACACCAUCUGUUAAUGUUCAUCAAAAAGAAGUAAUUCAAACACCACGACAGCCCGCGAGAUUUAAACCUCAAUUUCAGGGGGGCUUUGUACCUUUAGUUUUGAAUCCAAUUAAAGAAAAAGAAUCUUCUUUGUCUCAGGAAUUUGAUCAUCCCCCAUCACAUUUCCGAAGACCUCAUAGGCCUUUCCUCUUUAAUGAAUCAAUACCAUUCCAUGGAACUUUCAAACCUGGAGUGCCAGAUUUCAGCGGAUUCAAUAUCUCUCAUUACUCACAAGAUGAAUCUUAUCCUCUGAAUCAUGUUUUAGAUCAUUUACCUGUACUAUCCGCUUCGAAUCCUCAAAUGAUUCAUAGGCCUCUUACUUCAAUGAACGGUCUACCUCCAGAGUUAUUUCAGAGACAAGUAGGACUACAACAAAGACCUCAGAUAUUUGGUUAUAUGCCUCGUCCGAAGACUCCAGGAUUGGGAUUCAUGCAGCAACCAGCAGUACUUGCAGAACAUGUUCGACACCCUAAUUCUCCCGAGGAAGAGUUAACAGAAAUAUCGUCACAAAGAGUUCAGGUAGCUUUGCAAGCUUCACUUGAAGAUAAAGGAAAAAAUAAUGAAAUGCCUCGUAUGCAAAUUGUACGUACUUCAGAUCAAAAGCUUAAAAAUAAACUACAGACAAAUAAUAUGAUUCAUACACCACCAAUCCAACGUCGUCCAGAUUUCGUUGGAGAAGAAGGGCCUUUGAAUCCAUCCUUAUUUAAACCAAAUCCCUUUCCCGAAAGAUUAAAUAUAAAAAAUAACGAAAACUUAGAGAAUCAAAGAGGAUCGGCAGUAAUGAAACUCAAUGGACAUCGAAAUCCAUUUAAUAUCAGACGGCCAGGACCUAUCAUUAAACCAUCAUUUAACGGCAUGGAGCGAGAUAAAGCACCUACUAGAGUACCGUUUCGAGGAUUUCAAAUAAAGCCAAACCCGUUUCUUCAGAAUCCUCAAAGAGAAAUAGCGCCACACUUUUCAGGUUCCCAAAGAAAUUCACCCUUUCGACAAAGAAUUCCACAUCGUGUUGAAAGACCAAGAGAUUCGAUGCCACUUAUGAAUUCUAAUAACAAAUUUCCCCUUCUUCCACAAAUGGUAAAUCCAAUUGUUAAUUCUGCAGAAAAUAAUAUAAGAAUCAAAAUUCCAGACGAUGGGUCUGCAUCAAAAGAACAAGAAAUAUUACCACCAUUUUUGAAUACAGAAGUCACUCAGCAUUCAGCUAAAAAUUCUCGCCCUCAAUUAUUAACAAGCCACACAAAUACAAGGAACAUUCCUGCUUUAAUUAUGUCACCAAAUCGAUUACAAAUGCCCCAAAGGCCAACCUUUCAUUUACAAGAGGAAAUUGUUAAAAAAUUGCCGAUUCCAAUGGAUGGAUUUAAACAACAGGCUAUUGCACCACAUCCAAUAGCACCAAAUCACUUACCAAGCGAAAAGCAACAAAUGACACUAGAACAGAAACCUAGCAACAUGAAAGCCAAUUUAACAGUUCAUCAUAAUUCAGACAGUUUUGUAUCUAAUUCAAAUGAGGAUCAGAAGUCAGAAAUACAACCAUUUGAAUUAAGCUCUUCUAUUGUAGAGGUUCAAUCUGAUGACACAAAAGAUGAGUCCAUUAGAAAAGAGGAAAAUAAGCAAAAUGGUGAUAACAGUUCAGAGGAAGGAUAUGUAAAUCCUUCGUCAGAUUACGUAGAUUAUGACGUACCUUUUGGAGCUCGCUUAAAAUCUACGCCAAAUAAACCCAAACUAUCUUCCCAAAUGAUGAAUAGGCCCUUUCAUAGAAAACAACAAUCAACAUCGCCUUCUUUUAUAGAAAAAACUACUGAAAAUCCUGUUACCUUCAGUGAGUUGGAAGUUAAACAGUUAGAGGAAUUAACUGUUCCUCCAGAAUCGAGUAUUGAUAAUGCAGAAAAAGAAACCAACAAAGAAGCUUCGGUUCUUACAUUUUUAGAAUCUUUCCCUCGUAAAGAAAUUGUCUUGUCAACAGAAGACGAUUUUAAAGCUAAUAAUUCAGGUAGUGAAAAAAAAAUUGAGCCAUUAUUUCUAGAUGAUGAUGCUAUAGAAAAACACAAAGGAAGAAAAAAUAUCCUUCCUAAUCUUUCUGAAACUAACACUAAACUUCCCGAUAUACCACCUAGAGUUCCAGAAAAUAUUAAUCUUCCUCAUAUAUCAGAAAAGAAACCAUCCCAUGAUAAUGGCACAGAUUAUUCAAUUUUAAAUCAUGUUUUGUCUUUAAUAAGUGGUCCAUCGUAAAGAUAGACUGAUCGUUGCAAAAGAAAUUUUUUCCUCCGAGAUAAUUGAAGGAGACUAUUGAAUAUUUAUGAACUUUAAAAACUAUUUGCAACUUGACAUACAUCAGUAUCGUGGGAGGCAAGAUGUAUGUAGAAGAUGUGAAGUAUUUUGCGAACAAAAAAAAAAAAAAAAAAGAAAAGAAAAGAACGGUUAACACUUUUCAUACCAUUUUCGAAAGAUGACUGCAUACUGAAACGACAUUUUAAGUUAUAAAUGAUGGCAGGUCCAUCUAUUUUUGUAGUUCAUUCAUUGUAAUUUACGCACUUUUUUGUUAUCCAUAUGAAAAAUAAAAUAUUUUAUACUGGAA